UUAGUGCCAAAAGGGAGGCAAAAGUGUAAUGGCGCUCUAAAACUGUGACAGAGAAAAAGCAAAAGUGAAGAGACUCAACCUGGAAAUACACAGAGAGAUCUGAGGUGGGGGACUGAGUCAGGGAGCGAGUCGGGUCACGUCCUCUGCAGUUGUGCUUUCAAGGCUAAUAAUACUGUGGGAACCAGAAGAAGAAGGAUAAUAAGAUCAUGACUGUUAGAUCCCGUAUCUGAAAACCCACACCAACCGUCCGAUUAACUUCCAUCUCUCUCCCUCUAUCCCACUCUGUCCUUCUACAGCUCAAUUUGGAGCCCACCUAAGAUAAACAACCAGAGGCAACAACAGAGAGCUUAGCUUCACUUGAAACCCAAUCCAUUUUUGCUUUCCCAGAUUUGAGGCUGUCUGGUAGUUUCUAUAUACUAUGAUGGAGCUCAAGAUCCAUAGCUGGGAUUCGGAGAUUGAGCUGCAAAAAUGCUUAAAGAUUUGGCAAAGGUGAGAUAAUUAAGUCUGAUUUGAUUCCGAAGCGGAUUAUCCGGACUCAGUUCAUAUUGAGUCUUCUGGAUUGGGAAUCCAUGGGGCUAAACACUAGUAAAAAGAAUCCUAAGUUGGUAGAUUUUGUUGGUGUGAAACCCUAGGCGUCGUUUGUGGUUCUUGGAAGUGGAAACUUGAAGAUAUGAGAACAGUUGUUUUCAGUUUUACUUCCAAAAAUGAAAAAUGAAAGCAACAUUAGCUUCGGAACUGAGAGAACAGUAAAAUCCAUAGAAUCAAUGGAAGAUUUUUCUAAAUAUUCCCAGAGUCCAGCUCAUUUGGCGGUUGCACGCCGUGACUAUGCUGCCCUCAGGCGCAUUAUCUCUACCCUCCCUCGGCUUUCCAAGGCCAGUGAAGUAAGCACCGAAGCCGAAUCUCUUGAGGCUGAGCUCCGAGCUGAUGCUGUCUCAGCUGUCAUUGAUCGCCGAGAUGUUCCUGGUCGUGAGACUCCUCUUCAUCUAGCAGUGCGUCUCCGUGACCCAACCUCAGCCGAGAUUUUGAUGGCGGCUGGUGCUGAUUGGAGUCUUCAAAAUGAGAAUGGUUGGAGUGCUCUCCAAGAAGCCGUUUGCACUAGAGAGGAAGCAAUUGCUAUGAUUAUUGCACGGCACUACCAGCCCCUUGCAUGGGCUAAAUGGUGUCGUAGACUUCCCCGUAUUGUUGCCUCUACGGCCCGUAUUCGUGAUUUUUACAUGGAGAUAAGUUUUCACUUUGAGAGCUCAGUCAUCCCGUUUAUUGGUCGAAUUGCCCCAUCGGAUACUUACCGCAUUUGGAAGCGUGGUUCUAAUCUUCGAGCUGACAUGACCCUUGCUGGCUUUGAUGGGUUUCGAAUUCAAAGGUCUGAUCAAACAUUUCUGUUUCUUGGAGAGGGGUACUCUUCAGAUGAUGGUAAUGUGAAUUUGGCACCUGGUUCUUUGAUUGUUCUUGCACAUAAGGAGAAAGAAAUCACAAAUGCUUUGGAAGGAGCUGGUGCCCAACCAACCGAAGCUGAAGUUGCCCAUGAAGUGGCCUUGAUGUCACAGACAAAUAUGUAUAGGCCAGGCAUUGAUGUUACUCAGGCUGAGCUUGUUCCCCAUUUAAAUUGGAGGCGACAAGAGAGGACCGAGAUGGUUGGAAAUUGGAAGGCCAAAGUUUAUGAUAUGCUUCACGUGAUGGUUAGUGUGAAGUCAAGGCGGGUUCCUGGUGCUAUGACCGAUGAGGAGCUCUUUGCAGUGGACGAUGAAGAAAGGGUGGCAAAUGGGGGUGAUAAUGAUGAAUAUGAUGAUGUAUUGACUGCUGAGGAAAAAAUGCAGUUGGAUUCUGCACUUCGAGGGAACUCAGAUGGUGCUUGUGAGGAUGAGGUCUCUGACUGCCAUGAAAAUGCUUUGGGAGGAUCCUAUGAGAAUUGUGAAUCCAACGGUGUUGUUAAGGAGAAGAAGAGUUGGUUUGGUUGGAACAAGAAAAGUUCAAAGGGAAAUGAUGAUUCUGAAGAUCCAAGGAUUUUGAAGAAGUUCUCAAAGUUGGCCCCAGAAGGUGGCAACCAGAAAUCACUUGAUCAUCAAAAACCAUCAUCUGAAUUUCCUAGAGAUGAUAUUGCAGAUGCUAAGAAAGGAAAAGAUAAAAACAGUAAGAAGAAAAAGAAGAAAGUGGCUAGUGAUGCUAAGCAUGAGAGUGAGUACAAAAAGGGUCUGAGGCCUGUCUUGUGGUUGACACCAGAUUUCCCUUUGAAAACAGAUGAGCUUCUUCCUUUACUAGACAUCUUAGCAAACAAGGUCAAGGCUAUAAGGAGACUCAGGGAGCUUUUGACUACUAAACUGCCCCAUGGCACUUUUCCUGUCAAGGUUGCUAUCCCAAUCGUCCCAACAAUACGAGUUCUUGUAACUUUUACGAAAUUUGAGGAGCUUCAGCCAUUGGAGGAGUUUUCAACCCCUCUCUCCAGUCCAGCACAUUUUCAGGAUGCAAAGUCAAAGGAAUCAGAAGGAUCCUCGUCAUGGAUAUCAUGGGUAAGAGGGGGUCGUGGUGGGCAAUCCAGUGACAGCGAUAGCCACCGAUAUAAGGAUGAGAUUGACCCUUUCCUCAUACCAUUGGAUUAUACCUGGGUUGAUGCCAAUGAGAAAAAACGCCGCAUGAAAGCCAAGAAAGCUAAGAGCAAGAAACACAGGAAACAUGCAACAGCCAAGGCUAGUGAUGGGGGACAUCAGGCAAGUGAGGAUGCCGAAGAAUAGUUUUGCAUAAAUUACAGUCACUUUGCCUCUAAGAGGGGAUUUGGUGGGACAAAAAUGAGGUAAAGCCCAUUCUUGUGCACUCCUGACCUAUAUUCUUCACUUUGGAUUAUAUCGUGGAAGUGUUACCAGAUACGUUUUAGGCCCUUAAUUGUUGAUUUAGAAGAAGGGAUAUCUUCUUCAAUUGUUGUAUUGUUAUGUGCUGUGAAAUCGGAGAGGAACCGACUUGUCUUUUUCUAAUAGCUUCUCUCAUUCUAAUUUAUCGUUCA
Prunus mume (Japanese apricot) is the source of this 2992-nucleotide messenger RNA. Its product is annotated as Ankyrin repeat family protein. The record is from RefSeq and is a predicted model, not a curated record. Gene Ontology annotation, cellular component: cytoplasm. Gene Ontology annotation, molecular function: protein binding. NCBI's taxonomy places the organism in Eukaryota, Viridiplantae, Streptophyta, Magnoliopsida, Rosales, Rosaceae.